This is a messenger RNA of Hermetia illucens (black soldier fly), 6824 nucleotides long. RefSeq names its product PH-interacting protein (gene BRWD3). NCBI's taxonomy places the organism in Eukaryota, Metazoa, Arthropoda, Insecta, Diptera, Stratiomyidae. The transcript is spliced from 13 exons. Gene Ontology annotation, biological process: regulation of cell shape; regulation of transcription by RNA polymerase II; cytoskeleton organization. Bases 521 to 6619 code for a protein of 2032 amino acids. Gene Ontology annotation, molecular function: protein binding. The record is from RefSeq and is a predicted model, not a curated record. Gene Ontology annotation, cellular component: nucleus.
AGCUUAGUUCAUAAGGUGUUUACUUGCUAAAUGUCACGGAGUAGUAAAUAGUGCCGUUUUCCGCCUGAAAGUGCAAAGUGAAUGAGUGAAAGCCAUUGUCCCCGACGUGAGUGGGAGUAUGCGGUGGGUUUUGAGCAGCGAGCGUGUUGUGUUAGAUUUAAAUUUGUGACCGGCUACAUUCUGAAAAGGACUUGCAACCGGUCGCAGCUCGAGUGCAAAAUGAAUGUCUUAAUUUGCAUCACCCGCCGCGGCCAUAUUGCGCCAUUGUUCCCAGACAGCUCAUCGCAAUUAUUUAUUUUCGGUUAUUAUCCUUAAUUCUGAAAGUAAAUAUCCACACAUUGGGGCAAACCAUCUACUGGAAAUAUGUUGCAAAAUAGGUCCUAUUUUGGACAAGGAGCUACCACCAAGUGUACCAGGCGUCGUUUCAUUGCUAGGUUCAGGCCGGCAGAGUUUACUACGCACAAAAGAGAGCAUAUGUCGACCAAGGUCGCUAUUGGACUAUUGCACCCGAAUUCAUGGUAUGCCACUACCUGAUUCGGAGGCAUGCAAACCAACUCACAAUUUAUUAAAAGUCCUUAUGGGACGGGAGGCUGGAGGGUCGAUUACAAGGAAACUUUUGAUACCGACCGGUUUCUACAGUAAAACUAAACUAUUAAGGCGGACGUUGGGACAUUUAUCAGCGGUUUAUUGUGUUUUGUUUGAUCGAUCCGGGAGAUAUAUAGUGACGGGCGCGGAUGACUUAUUGGUUAAGCUAUGGAGCGCUAUAGACGGACGAUUGCUAGCUACAUUCCGUGGAGCUUCGGCAGAGAUCACAGAUAUCGCCAUCAAUUUAGACAACACUUUGUUGGCUGCCGGAUCACUAGACAGAAUAUUAAGAGUAUGGGACUUACAAACAACAGCACCUAUUGCCGUUUUGCCCGGUCACACAGGAAUGAUAACGUCCGUGAACUUUUGCCCGUCCCCCCGCGGCGAUUUGAAAUAUCUGGUGACGACAAGUACAGAUGGAUCUGUGGCUUUUUGGCAGUACACAACACCGCGCGGUGGCAAAACUGUGUUUGCUCCGAAGCCGAUACAGUAUCAUGAGAAAUUACGACCGGGGCAAGCCCAAAUGAUUUGUGCGUCAUUUUCGCCGGGAGGAAUAUUUCUUGCAGCUGGAUCUGCAGAUCAUCAUGUUCGUGUAUACUUGAUGCAGGAAGAAGGCCCCAAAAGGAUUCUGGAAACAGAAGCUCACUCAGACGCAGUGGACUCUAUUCAAUGGGCUCACAAAGGAUUGCGGUUUAUUUCUGGUAGUAAGGAUGGUACGGCUCAUGUUUGGUCGUUUGAAUCGCAACAGUGGAAGUCGCUGAAAUUGAACAUGACUGAAAAACUGCCAAAUUGUCCGGAAAACAAUGAGGAAGGUAAACGGCUCAAAGUUACAAUGGUUUCAUGGGAUUAUUCAGACAAGUGGGUUAUAACGGCGGUAAACGAUUUCUCUAUCAAAAUAUGGGAUUCACGGACUGGAAAAUUACACAAAGUUCUCCGUGGACACAAAGACGAAUUAUAUGUAUUGGAGUCUCACCCGAAAGACGAGCACAUUUUGCUCUCGGCUGGACACGAUGGUCAAUUAUAUUUAUGGGAUAUUUUUGCUGGUGUAUCGAUAGCGCAUUUUGUGAAUAAUAUUGAUGGUCAAGGGCACGGUGGUGUGUUCGAUGCGAAAUGGUCUCCAGACGGGACUAUGAUAGCUGCUACCGAUUCUCAUGGGCAUAUUUUGAUGUUUGGCUUGGGGGCAGGCCAUGAACGUUUUAAAACACUGCCGAAAGAAUUGUUUUUCCAUACAGAUUAUCGGCCCUUAUUGCGAGAUGCAAACCAUUUGGUUAUGGACGAGCAAACACAGAUGAUGCCGCAUUUAAUGCCACCUCCGUUCCUGGUGGAUGUUGAUGGGAAUCCAUAUCCGCCUGUAUUUCAGCGGCUUGUGCCUGGUCGCGAGAAUUGUCCUACAGAUCAAUUAGUUCCAAAUAUUGCUGUUGGACCAGAAGGUGUGGAGGUGGUAGACAGCUCGUUAUCACAUAUUGAUAGGUUGAUUGAGGCUUUGGCGAAUAGGCAAGGUCAUGAACAAGCGCCGGAUUCGAAUAACGAUCGUGUGAAUAAUAGCAUCAAUAUUCGAUUGAUGAACAACUCGCCUAGAGGUACUGGAAGAGUCGGUCCUAGGAGAAAUGGAGAUGUUGAAGGCGUACGGCAAAGCAGUGGCAACUGGCAACGGGAAUCCACUUUCAAAUGGAUCCGUCGAAUUUUCGUUCGACCAAUGAAAUAUGCACACUUGCAAAACUUGAAACAAACAGUGUACGGAGCAGGGCAGGAAGAGCAGGAGAUCUACAGAAGAGAAAUGCGUCGACGUCCGAUUAUGAUAAAUACAACCAACGCAAAUACUGCGCUACAGGGCUCAUCGAGUCGGCAGCGCGGCACAAGGAAUGCCAGACGAGGACCGCGACCUGCUUAUCGUACAAGAGCCGUUCGUGAACGGGAAGAAGAAGAGAUACAUGAAGAGGAAGAUGAAGACGAAGAAUCGGCCAGUAAUUCGUCGGCAGACUCGAGUUUUUCCACUGCAGUGAACGAAGACAUGUUGAGUGGAUCAAGUUCUUCUGAAACAGAAAGUUCAGACUAUUCAGAUUGGGUGGCAGAUAAACCUGGUCCCAAUUUGGAACCUCCUAAGCGAUCAAAACGUAAGCCUGUGGAACGAAGAGCUUUCUCACCAAGCAGCGACACGACGAGCCAACAAGGAAACCAGGCGAAUCGGCGGAAGAAAGUUCAAAUACCCGGCACAAAUGGCGAGAUUCCUGAACAAUUUCGCCCACCGGAAUGGUUGUCUGAGGUUAUUCCGCGGAAAGCUCCCUACUAUCCUCAAAUGGGAGAUGAAGUCGUGUAUUUCCGCCAAGGUCACCAACGCUAUCUCGAUGCAGUUCGUGCCAAGAAAGUUUACAAACUAACCAACAGCUCAGAACCCUGGAAUUCACUAACUCUACGAGAUCACGAGCUGUGCAGGGUUAUUGGUAUAAAGUACGAAAUAAGGCCGCCCAGACUUUGCUGCAUGAAAUUGGCAAUAAUCAAUCGAGACGGUCAAAUGGUCGGGAAGACAUUCACCAUUAAAUACCACGAUAUGCCCGAUGUACUAGAUUUUCUAGUGUUGAAGCAAACUUACGAUACUGCAGUCGCUCGAAAUUGGAGUCCCGGUGAUCGGUUUCGAUGUAUGAUUGACGAUGGUUGGUGGAUGGGACAAAUUGAAUCUCGUGUUGCGUUGUCUAAUGAAUUUCCUGAUUCACUGUUUAUGUGUUUUCGUGUACGUUGGGACAAUGGAGAGUAUGAGUACAUGAGCCCGUGGGAUAUGGAACCAAUUGAUGAGAAUCGAUUGCCGGCUGAAGUCGGAGGCGCGGUGCCAGUGCUGCCGGAAGAGCUUCGGGCGACACUGUAUCAACCGAAAGCAGAAGAGUGGCCUCGAGGCGAUCGUGAUGCUUCUUGUAGGCGAAUUAUUGCUGGUUUGGAGUUGGUAAUGGGAUUAGCUAUUGCUGAUGCGUUCUUAGUACCAGUCGACUUGAACAUUUAUCCAGAAUAUGCAUACGUGGUGGAGUAUCCAAUAGAUUUGACUACGAUUAAGGCUCGUUUCGAAAACCACUUUUACCGUCGCAUCACUUCCGCUCAAUUCGAUGUACGCUACUUGGCAACUAAUGCCGAAAAAUUUAAUCAAUCGCAUAGUAAUAUAGUAAAACAUGCCAGAAUUAUUACUGAUUUAUGUUUAAGAAUUAUUAGGGAUCCGAAUGAAGUUGAUGUUGGAGCAGUCUAUCAUCAGCUUGUAGCCACAUACAUCUCAUCCGAUUCAGAAAAUGAAAACGAUAAUGAACCUGUGCCAUCGACAAGCACAGCCCCUCCACCAACAACUAGGAAAGCAGCUGCUUCUAGAAGAUCCAAACGGUUACGGUCAGACACAGACUGGCGAGUUAGUUGUCGUGAAUUACUAGAUCUCCUCGUACAAUGUGACGAUUCAGCACCAUUUCGAGAGCCGGUUGACACUUUAGAGCAUCCUGAUUAUUUACAAAUUGUAGACACCCCCAUGGAUUUAAGAACUGUGAAAGAAGAUCUCCUGGGCGGAAACUACGAGGGACCACUCGAUUUCGCCAAGGACGUUAGGCUGAUAUUUCAAAAUUCACGAAAUUACAAUACAAACAAAAGAUCACGCAUAUAUUCGAUGACACUUCGCUUAAGUACAUUAUUUGAAACUCAUAUCAAACCAAUUCUCUACAAUUGGAAAUCGACCCGGCGGCGAAGCAACAAGUCUAACGUGAAAAAUUCACCCAGUAAAAAUAAGCCAGGCACCUCAAAAAUGGUGACUCGCAGUAGGCCAACUAAUGGAAAUUCAGGAGCUGGUCCAUCCAACAAUAAGCACAUCCACAACACAUCAGAUGAAAGUGAUGGUGACGACGAUGACAACGAGGUGAAUGCAGGACGUGGCUCCACUAGAGCUCGUAGCAAUCGGUUCCCUCGUCGUAAUCUGAAUAAUGCAACGAAUGGUGUGUCAUCUUCUACGCCCAGAAAGCUUAAUGCGGCUCCAGGACCGAGUAAAAGAAAUACUCGACCGAACACCUCACAACAUAGUCAAGAAACAACAAGCGAUUCUAGUAGCACAUCAUCGUCUUCUUCAAGCUCUUCGGAUGACGAUAGCGAGGAAAGCGCUGGAAUUCCGGUAUCGGAACUUGGUCAUUCACGGCGACAACGAAGGCUUCCAGCGCGCAACAAUAGAUCGAAUGACUCGGAAGAUAGUUAUAAGCCGACGGAAAGACGAGCCAAAUCACGGAAGCAACGACGCGCUAAUUCGCCCGUUGUAAGACAAACGAAACGGGCAAGAAACUCACAAUCAGAUGAAAAUCCAGGCAAGUCUAUGCCACGAAAACGUGGAAAAUUCGCGAAAAAAUCCUCUGCAACAUCAGAGGACGAAUCAAAUCCAGAAAGUGAUAAAGUAAGUAAGCAAACAAGAACUGCACGUAAACCACCGUUAGCUAAUGAGAGUAGGAGUCUGAGAAGAACGCGUCAGAACAAUACGGAAGACAGCGAACAUAAUUCCGGUGAGAAGGUUAAUAGCAGAAGUACAACCAAUCGUCAUCGUCAUCAUGAAUCAGAUCACAGCUAUCACUUGACCGAGCGGCCUGGACGCUUUGUCGUUGAGUCGGAUACCGAGCAGGAAGUUGCACGACCUACAAGAGCAAGCGUACGGCGAGCAGUUAUUGAAUGGGGCCGAAGGAAUAGCAUGGAUGAGGCAGAGGACGACGAGGAUGAAAACUCAAGAGGAGCAAGGAGAUCUACACGACGACCACCGGCACGCCGGAAGAAAACUUCAGAAUCUGAGCCAAGUGGCGAGGAGACUAUUACACCUGAAAUUAUACCGAGUAGACGAAAUCCACCUCCAUUACGCCAAGUGCGAACAAAUAGAAAUAGUCGAGUUCUACCUGAUGAUGAGUCUGAUGAUGAGCCGCCAGCAUUAAGUCGACAACAUCCAACUGUUAGUGAGCAACGUUCAAGGCCCACACGAAAUAUUGUAGAUAAUAGAAUUAUUAACGGCGGUAGCAGCGCUAUUCUAAGGACAAAUCAGCAACUUCGCAGUAGGCAAACAACUACCAGCACAGCCACAGUAGGGUCUGUAACUCGGUCGCAUGCAAACUCAACAACAAAUCUUGAUUCGAUUCCGUCAUCGUCGUCGUCUGCCCUCCGUAGCCAAUCGUCGGCAUUUAGAUCUCAUGUACAAGUUGAUCACAACUACGGUGAGCCGGGCCCGUCUACGAUGAGGCAUACGCGGCGUAUGCUUUCUCGUCAUCAGCGAAACGCCAACGAAUUGGAUCUGCUUUGCGAUGAAGUCGAUCCCUUAGAGUUGCCCUCGUCUCACGUCGAGAAUAUAUCGUCGCGAUUGCGAAUGCGCCAUAAUGUGAAUAGUACAACACCGAACGGGAACGUUGUAGAAGACCAUCGGGUCGCAGAUCGACCAGUGAGGCGUGGCAGAAAUACACGACCACGGUAUGAUUAUGAUAAUGAUGAUGACGAUGAAGAGGAGGAAAACUUCGAUGACCCGUCGUCGGAGAACGACGAUCAAACAGAUUCUGAAGAUAACCAGCCGCUGAAGCAAAGACCAUCUACCGGUCUCCGAUCUCGGGCAGCUCAUCAAAUCUCUCCUGCUAAUAAUGCUUCAUCAAGAACGCGUUCAUUGCGGUCGAAACGGUACAUGUCUGAUGAUGAAGAUGACGAGGAUUACGACGACUAUGAUGAGUUUGAGGAUCGUCCGCACGGGCGGAACAGGAGUUCUCGCAACACACGAAAUCAGAAGCGUCCUCGGUACAAUGAAGAUUCAGGUGAAAGUUCACCGGAUGAUCAUAGGCGCAAGCGAAGAGUUGGAAUGCGUUCGUCGUCGCCUCCAUCGCCGCCAUCAUCAUCGUACCGUCAUCGGUACGCGACCGGGAAUGGUUCGAACUUAAGGAUGCAGCAAAAUGCCAGUAAUGAGGAAGUGGACAGCGACAUCGACAACAAUGAGCAAACAGUUAGUAUCAGUAGUCGAGGUCGUGUACGGAAAAUUACUGCCAAAGCUCGAGGCCUUUUCAGAGAAUAGCGGUUACUGCACCACCAAAUGUAGUUUUCUAAUUUUUAAUAAAGAAGUUGCAGAAAUUAAAUGAGGAAAUAAAAGAGAUCAGUAUAUGUUCAAUUCUACGAUAUGAUUACUUUGUCAAGUGUACAUUUAUAAUUUUAUUUCAACCUAAAGAAAGUGUAAUUUAAUUGAAAAUAUGAGUAAUUUAAUUAAAAUGCUUUAAAGUAUA